AUGUGCGGAGAGCUGAUUCCGAGAGCUCUGAGCCCUCUCCUUCCACCGGCUCCAUUUGUUGAACCCGCAGUCUUGCAGCUUCGUGACGAUGACUCUGUUCCACAGCAUGUCACCCAGGACGACUUUACCGUCGUCAAUUCCUCCGAUGAUGACGUUAACUCGUAUGAUGGGUCUGAUGAAGCCGUCCGUGAAGCCUUCGAUGACGACUGCGAUGAAGACUCCAGAUCUGCCCAGUUUGUGGACAACGGUUCGGUCUCCUCGUCUGUUUUUGAUGAGCACUCUCCUUCCGGGAUCGCCCUUCAGCCUCUGCGCAGGGAAAGAUGUCGCAAAUUUGAUGGCAGCAUCGACGACGAUGCCAACAAAGAAGUUAUCUCGCCCGCCACCCACGACACCGCCCCCAAUGAUGUUGGCAAUAACGGCUCUACAUCUUCAGCCUGCAGCAAUGACGUUCUUUCCGAAGCUCAGAAGUUUGACUAUGCCCUUUGUCAAAUUACCGAUCAUAUUCUCCGUGACAAAAAAACUGUCGAAGUUUGA
This is a messenger RNA of Cladophialophora psammophila CBS 110553, 534 nucleotides long. RefSeq lists its product as uncharacterized. The transcript has a single exon. The coding region runs from base 1 to 534 and encodes 177 amino acids. Lineage: Eukaryota; Fungi; Ascomycota; Eurotiomycetes; Chaetothyriales; Herpotrichiellaceae. The record is from RefSeq and is a predicted model, not a curated record.